Molecule: messenger RNA, 915 nt
Organism: Bicyclus anynana (squinting bush brown)
Lineage: Eukaryota; Metazoa; Arthropoda; Insecta; Lepidoptera; Nymphalidae
Product: secretory phospholipase A2 receptor-like
Exons: 4
Source: RefSeq, a predicted model, not a curated record
UUAGCGCAGAAAUUUCGUAUAGACUACAUGUGGGCACACGCAUAUAAAACGUUCUACAGACUACACGACUUGGACACCAAUUGGCAUCAGGCGCGUCAAAUGUGCGAAUCGGAAGGCACGACGCUACUCAUUCCAGACACGCUGGACGAAGUGGAAAACUUAAAGCUACUCAUGAGCAACAUGAAGGCUCAUUACACCGCUAUAUUUGUUGGAAUACACGACUCGUUCUCCGUCGGCAACUUUAUUACCGUAAAGGGGGUCCCCAUAGCCGGCACAACCCUAGAACUGCUAUGGGCUGAAGGUCAACCAGAUAAUCUGAACGGUUCGGAGCAUUGCGUGGUAAUGACAAGAGAGGGACUGUUAGAUGAUCGGCCGUGUACCGACAUUUAUCCGUUUGUUUGCAAAAUAUUGGGAAAUGACACGAAAUAUAACGACGCUUGUGAUAACUUUGAUUCGGAUUACGCUCAACAUCCAGCAAUAAGUGGCAAAUGUUACAAAUUCCACCAAGAACCGUUGUCUUGGCAUGAUGCUUACUUGUCUUGCAAGCUAGAGGAAGGUCGUUUGGCCAUCAUCAACUCAGCAAAAGAGGCCAAUAUAGUCGUGGGUUUCCUCGGAGACAAUUUAAACAGCAAUACCCCUGACCCCAACAUUUUGCAUCUUGGAUUUAGCGAUUUGAUGUUUCCUUAUCAAUACAGAACUAUUACGGGCCAGACUUUGGAGGAAGCGGGCUAUGCAUCUUGGACCCCUGAACACGAAAACUUGAAGAUGGAAAAGCUCAAACGCUGCGGUGCGAUAUCUCGAACCGGUUUUCUCGUUACGACAUACUGUGAACGACCUGCAAUGUUCUUAUGUGAAAGAAUUAUAAACAUAACUCCGUCCUCAACUGAGAAUACCAAUACAGCAGCGGCUGACUAA